AUUAAGUCAACAACAAAAAAGAUUCAACUUGGAAAUGACCUAAGUUAGGGUCAAAACUAGUCCUUGAACUAUUUCAAAGUUUUUAAAAAAUAAAGGGUACUACGAGAUUUCUAUAUUGGUUUUAUUAAUUUAUUAAAAAGUGGCCCAUUUUCUGUGAAGUGUUUUUAAGAAAAGAUUCAUAUGACUUAAAUCUUCUAUAUCAUAUCAGAAUAAUGAAGACACUUUGAAUAUUCCAAAUUAUUGAACUUGGAAUACUGCAUCUAUUCCUACAUCAGUGGUUUGGAACUCUGUGCACAUGAUCAAGUGACUGACGUUUGAUCGCCAUAUAUACAUUCAAACAUCAAAAUUAUAUGUGAUUGUUUUAGUUUGUGAUCAAACAUUAUAUAUAACUUCUUAAUAGUGUUCUUGUUAGUUGACCAAUAGCUGAGCUAGCUAUACUUUGACUAUCAUACAAAAUGAUCAGCUUCAACAAUACAAGAACUACUUCACAAUCCAAGAUCACCCAUUCGACGAGAUCAAAUGUCCAAGUGCAUCCCAAUUAUAAUUUCACCUAUAUCAACCGAUUGUUGAACGUUAUUUUGAAAACUGACUUUUUAAAAAUUUUCAAAUUUCAAGAAAUUGAGUGGUGGUUAUUGAAGCGCAAAGUUUUUUAGAUGAUGAGAUUGUGAAUAACAAUCGAACACAGCUAUCUUGAAGUUUCUUAGAUGAUGAAAUUGUAGAUAACAUUUGAACAGAGUGGUAGAGAGUCCGUGUUUGCAAGUGUCUCAUAAUUAUUGAUGAUUUCUCUGAAUGCCAAUGAUUUGCAUUCAGAGGAGUCUAUUUGAGAAUACAUAAUACAUAAUGAGUGAUAAUAGCUUGCAGAAACGCAGUAGUUUUAGAACAAGGUCGAAGGCUAGAUACAGACGAACUAGUCGCGAUUUGAGUGUCGGAGACGGAGGAACAGAGAUGGGGAAGCCGAAGACGGAUGGCGUGACAAAGGAGAGGAAGGGCAAAAGGGAGAGAUGGUUGCUGACAAGGAAAACAUGGCGGUACAUGGCGGAUGCCGGGAGGAAGUUGAUUCCCGACGGUGCACUGAACAGAGCCGACGAUGUGCCCAAGAUCGAGGCUUACUUCCAGGAGGUGUGUCACCGGGAGCCCAGGUUCCUGCUGUGGAGGAAGCAGUCGUACCCGGGUGCACUGGGGUUCCGGGCACGUGGGCGGAGUCGCGGGGGGCGCCGGAAGAAAGGAGGCAGUUGUCGCGACAAGACUAGCUCAGCUGACGAGGCGGAUGAUCUGAGACAACAACAAGAGAAAGAAGCAAAGACUUCCACUGAAGAUCCCUCCUUCAAAAAACUUGUCACCCGGCCCUCACUCCUCCAACUGAAACAAGAAUUCUUGUUUGGACGUAAAGAAUCUCCCCCAGAAACCACCUCACCCAAAGAUGCAUUAAUCGAAAAUGUUCUCUGUCAUUUCGAUGAUGGAACCUCAUCUAAAGCACUGGACCACCAAGAGCUCCUUGAUCGUCUCACUGCCCACCUAGCUAGUAUUGAGUUGAAAGAGUCUCAACAAUCUAGAUCGGACUCGUAUAGUGUUGAUACUACCCAAAAACAACUCAUAGAAACUAUGAGAAGGUAUUACAGUAAGUCCACCAACAGGGAUAAAGUGAUAAGUGAUAUAUUGACUGAUAGGAAGCUUCUUCACAAGAUGUAUUUUGAGCUGAGACGAGCUAGAGGGUUUUCUUUGGGUAGUAGUGGAUGGAAAUACUCAGAGUUUGACGAGGGUGAUGAGGAGAACGACGAGGCAUCCCCUUGGAGCAGUCCUCCCCAGAGCGACACUCCCCUCUCCGGGGACAUGGAUUACGGCACACAAACAGACCCCAUCACAGAGCAGAUGAUGGCCAGUAUAGAUGAGGAGGUGAGACGCCAAGAGGAGGCACAGAGGGUUGCCCAACAAAAGGAGGCUGCACAGAAGUCGGGUGGGGGGAGUGGUAGUGGAGGGAGGAGGAGUAGUCUCAACCAUGAUGAUGUCUCACAAUCUGUGAGUGACACCAUCAAGAGGUAUUUAAGGAUGGCUAGGAAGAAGAGUAUGGACUCUGAUAAAGCGGACAGGUUUAAAAGGAUUAAUUAUGAUCAAACCCUGAGGGACAUCAAGGCGAAACCAGAGGACCCAAUCAGUAAGGAUGAAGAUCAGGAUAAGGGUGUACAGACAGAUCUGUCCUGGGUGUCUGCGAUUAAAUCCUUGAAACUGGUCUAUGUAGAGGAGGAUGCACCUUCGGAGGUGUCUUCCCCACCACCAGCUACCAAAUCCCUGUUGUCAUCAGGUCAGAUGUUUCUGUCGAAUCUGCUUCACGGUCUGCAGCAUUCAUCAUCCUCUUGUUCUGUUGUCGCAGCUGCUGCCGGGUCCAUGCAGAAAUCCAAGUCAUCCUCAUCUGUCGUGCAGCAGGGCACGCGACUUGUGGCCCGCAAGGUGUGGAAAGGCCGCUCCAAGAGCCAAACGCGUGCCACGCCUGCCGCCACGUCUACAUGGACGCCGCAGGGCAACUGUGUGUGGACGAACGUGACAGGACGCAGCGUGACAGUGGAGGAUACGCCGCUGCUACAGCUGACGGACCUGGAGAGGAGAGUGCUGCAGAAAGUGGCGUUGGCAAAACUGCAGGCGCUCAAUCUGGGUGUCGCCAUCAGGACGCCAUCUGAGGCCGUUUCAUCAACGGUGCAGAAACCAAAGCGACGCGCGCAUCUUUUGAAGAGGAAAGCCAUCACCACUGGAUUCUUCGACACCAGUCGAAAAGACCAGGAGAAAAAAGGAGACAGCAGUGGCGGUCUUGUGUUCGGAAUCCCCCUAGGCCAGUGCGUAGAGAACGAGCGACUGACGCGACUGCGAUGCGGGUCGCACGAGGAGGCGGUUGUCACGCAGCUGCGACGCGAGUCGCAUCAUGGCAGUCGCACCAGCUUCACGUCGCUCAUCGAAACGCCCAGGUGUGCCGACGAGCGCGGCUCAUGUGAAAGUCUAAUCUCUCCGACGCUGAGCAUGCCGGGUCUACUGGACAGUCUGUCGGUCGGAUCAACACCUGAUCUGUCCGCCCCGGACGGGGGAGUUCCCAACAUAGUGGCCACGUGUCUGCGACACCUCGAGUCCAACGGACUACACACGCUCGGCCUAUUUAGGGUCAGCUCGUCAAAGAAACGCGUCAGACAGUUGAGAGAAGACUUUGACAGCGGCAAAGAGUCGACGCUGGAUGCCGAGUCAUGUCCGCACGACGUGGCAACACUGCUCAAGGAGUACUUCAGGGACCUACCUGACUCACUACUUUGCAAAGACUUGUAUCCCGCCUUCAUACAAACACAGAGGAUACGAAACCGGCGACUCCAACAGGAGGCCCUCCGGAACCUGAUCUAUCUCCUGCCAGUAGCCAAUAGGGACACACUUUGGGCUCUGCUUAAUUUGCUCUCAUUGGUCGCCAGCAACGCAGAGGAUCACCAAUCAGCUGAUGGCGAAUGGCGACUUGGCAACAAGAUGGACAGCAACAACUUGGCAACACUGUUCGCGCCGAAUAUCCUGCACAGCUGUAGUCAGCAGAAGUCGCUCAAGGACGAGAUGAGUGCUGAGAGGGUAGAGGAACGCGCAGACGCCAUCAAUGUGGUGCGAUCACUCAUCGACAACUGCAGGCAACUCUAUGUGGUGUCUGCUGAGAUGAUGGAUGAAGUGUACAACCAUAUGAUGGACAGCACACCAGAAGCCCUCGACACCCUUCUCAGGAGGAGGGACUUGCAGGCUGAUGAAGCUGCAGACGACCAAGAGCUGAGUAUGAUGUCAGAGGACCUGAGUGACAGACUGCAGACGCAGGCAGACUCUGACGUGAGCUGCGCAGAUGAGGUGCGCAGUGGCAGCGCAGGCAAGGAGCGACGCAUAUGGUCGCGUGGCGCCUUCACGCACGAGACGGCUGGUAUGGGGGGACCCGACUCCGAGGUUAAGCCUAGGUACAAGGGGAGAAGCAGAGAGCGAAUAUCAAAAAAGAGAAAAGAGGAUGGCGGGGGUCGAAGAUCGGACUACGACACAGGUUCAAAUACGCCGUCGCGACGCGCCAGUGGACAAGGCGUCGAGGAAUACGGCACAGAUCACAUCAAUUCUUCGCGGAGUUCAUUGGAAUCUGGCGCUAUCACAGCGGUGUUGAAGAUUCCGGUGCCUUCUUCAUCAGGCGGCACAAGCACCUCUUUUGCUGUCAACCUGGAUGAUUCAGACAUUCCCUACAUUGAGGACAACCAAGCCGAUCGCCAGCACAUAUCUCUCAGUAUGGUGCGAACAACAUCAUCCACAGCCAACCAACAGCGCACGCGCAGUCAGUCAGGCGGCUCGGACUCCUCACAGGCAUCCACCACGUACACCACACACCACCACCAAAUCCAUCACCACUACCAGGCCACCCCCACCAUGACACCACUCUACGCUGACUCAGCAAUCGGCUCCUCGUCCAGUCCACCUCCUCGCAACACACCUCCCUCAUCCUCCGGGGUCUACAGCUCUCCUCCCUCAUCGUGGGCCUCCUCCUCAACCCCUCCCACCUCACCCACCUCGCCUCCUCCCUCCUACUAUGAGGAGGAACCCACCACGGCACGUAUCAGCAUUCCAACUAAGAAGACAACCCACGACAAUGUGAGGACAAAUUACGACAAUAGUAGGAACCCGACAAGCUUUGACCAAUCUAGGAACCCGACAACCUAUGACCAAUCUAGGACACCGACAAGCUAUGACCACACAAAGACAACGACAGACACAGCCAGACAAGUGAUUCUGCAGCGGGUUACAGUGAAGUCUACAGGGGAACUACAACAUGUGAAAUCCAGCUACAUACAACCUGUGGGCCUCCAUCUACAGGCGACCCCACAAGUCUACGUGCAGCCCAGUACACCUUCCCCACAAGUGUACACAGGGAGCACACCUCAAAGCUACAGUCUACAGUCUUCUGGGUAUAGUCCCACUUCGUCACCACAGUAUAGUUUGACAUCAUCAAGCUCCAGUCCCCAACCGGCUCCAAGGCGUAGAAGCGGGGGCACCUUCCAGAGGUUACUGUCCAGUAGCAGCACAGGUAGUACCUCUAGUAACGUGUCGAAAAGUAUGAGCUCUUCUGCGAUUGGUGGAGGUGGUGUGGAACGGUUGAUACCGAUCCUAAAAGAAAGUGACCGCAAAAUAACCACCAGUAUCUCAAGUAUAGGUGGCGCGGUUAUGCGAUCUAAAACAGCUGACAUUGAGCGGAUGAUGAAGUCAUCCACCGUUGCUAAGCAACCGACGACAAGUGUCACCAAGAAAAGUGGUGUCGUUUUGGGAGUUGGUGUUGGUAGCACUGAUAAGGACGAUGAUAAGAGGAAGAGAAGGUACACGGAUGUGAGACAUCAGACCCGGCAUAUACCGGCUGAUUUGGGGGAAGGGGGUAGUGGAGGAGGAGGAGCUGGUGGUGGGGGAAGUAGUGAGCAGAAACGGACUGUGAUUUGGAAGAGGGGGCAGAUUAUAAGCAGUGAGCCAAAGGAGAGGAGAGGCUUCUUGUGAGGCAGGUUUUGAAAUUUGAAAGCUAGGAAACUUUUUGAAAAAAAAAUUGGAAUUGAAGGUAAAGAGAAGACGACUUCAUAAAUUUAUUUUGAUGGAUGACUAAGUGGGGGGGGGGGUGUGGAGGAGCAGGAACAGGAGGUUAAUGGAAAGGAGGAGAAGAAUGAAGAGAGAAAAUAAAUGAAUAAGAGAAGGUUUUGAAUUUUAAGCAAGGAGAGGACUUCAUGAAAAGUAUUUGGAUAGAUGAUUGAGGAGAAUAGGUUGUGGAACUGUAAGAGAAGGAAACAUAGAAGUAGAAGAAGAUGGAGAAAGGGAGGGAGACGAGAAAAAGAAGUAGAAAGAAAAGCAGGCCGUUGUGGAAGAAUAUAAUUAAUUAUAUUUUCACUUCUAAUUUCAGCUGUAGUUUUCUGUAAAGUCUGAAGUUUUUAGCUUAAAAACUUCUAGUUUCAUUCAAAAUUUAUACUUUUUGAAUUAUUACUAAGUUACUGUUCUAGAUUUUAAACUCUAUCAGUUUCUAUUUGAUUCAAAAUUUGCUCGUUCAUCUGAGUAUUGAAGAGCGUAAAUUGUAUUUUGAAAAGUGAAAGUGACAUAAUCAACAUUUUGAUUUGGACAGUAUAGUAUAAAUUGGAAAUGGGACAGUUUUGGGCAUGAGCCUGUUGUGCCUUUCCUCAUGUUAAGUAUGUGUACACAAUGUGAUAAAUAAAUAAUAAUAAUUCGAUGGAGGAAAAGAGAGAGAAAGAGAUUGAUUGAUUGAUGAUUUGCCUCUAUUAGGGCGGAGUUAGGACUCCUGGUCCUUUCUGCCACACAACCUUCAAGAGAGAGAGAGAGAGAGAGAGAGUGAGUGAGAGAGAGAGAGAGAAAGAGAGAGAGAGAGAGAGAAGGAAGGGAGACAGUUCUUGUGAGGAGGAUUUUGGAAUUAAUGAAGAAAAGAGACUUUUUGAAAAUUGUAAGUGAGGAGAACACUUCAUGAAAAGUAUAUUGAUAGAAGACUGAGGAGGGCAGGUGGUGGAGGAACUGGAAGAGGAGGUGAAGGAGAAAGAGGAUAAGGUGUGGAGGAAGAGUAGGGGGUCGAUGAGGGGAAGAUGAAGAAGGUGAUGAGGAGACUCUUGAGAUAAGGGUCUUCGAAUUUGUUAGAGAGAGACUUCUUGAAAAGUAUCUUAGAGAGAGUAUUUUAGUUGAAGGUUGAAUAGCCAGAGACUAUGAAAACUGUGUGAUAAUCAAGGAUAGACAAAUAAAAUG
Nilaparvata lugens (brown planthopper) is the source of this 6756-nucleotide messenger RNA. RefSeq lists its product as uncharacterized. Lineage: Eukaryota; Metazoa; Arthropoda; Insecta; Hemiptera; Delphacidae. The record is from RefSeq and is a predicted model, not a curated record. The transcript has 14 exons. Gene Ontology annotation, biological process: signal transduction. The coding region runs from base 841 to 5520 and encodes 1559 amino acids.